GGAAAAAAUGUCUUCUGCCACAAAUACUACCAAGAUCGGCAGCAAAGACGAUGCUCUCAUUAAGAAAUACUUGUUCGAUAAAGCCAUGAAAAGCGAAUGGAAAGAUGUUGUCGAGGCGUAUACGAACAAUGAGAUUGCUCACGGGGCAAAGAUCACCAAGUCAGGUGACACGGCAUUGCACAUAGCGGUGUUAGAAGGCCAACAUGACCAUGUUGCAGAACUGGUAAAACUGGUUUCCGAAGAGAAGCUGAAACUCCAAAACGAGCGAGGGAAUACACCUCUCCAUUUUGCUGCAGCACAGGGGAAUGUGAGAAUGUGCCAGUACAUUACCAAAGGUCGUCCUUCUUUGGUUAGUAUUCUCAACAAAGAUAAAGAGACCCCUCUCUUCUUGGCUGCUCUCCAUGGCAAAAAAGAUGCCUUCUUGUGUCUCCACUACAUAUGUACUCCUGACGAGUCUCCUCCAAACUACAGUUACUGUAGGAGGGAUGAUGGAGAGACUAUAUUGCAUUGUGCAAUUGCUGGAGACUACUUUGAUUUGGCAUUUCAUAUAAUAGCCCUGUAUGAAGAUCUAGUUCAAUCUAUCAAUCAAGAUGGGUUUUCCCCUCUCCAUCUUCUGGCGAGUAAGCCUUCUGCCUUCAUGAGUGGUUGUCACCUUAGACCUUGGACCGCAAUCAUUUAUCACUGUAUUUUGGUCGAUGAGCUGAACGUGGAAGAAGAAAAACACUUCCAUGACCGGGUAACUAAUACAAUUAACGAUGAAAAGGCUACGAAUUACCCAGACAACUACAAAACCUGUAUGCUAGUGUACGGGAAAAUGGCUGAAUUAUUAUCAUUUGGUAUGUUUUACCCUAAAAGCCGGAAAAAAUCCACAGAUCCAGAGAACCGUGAAGAAGCUACUGGAGUUCAUAAAGUAGCUACCGAAGGAAAUUCAGAUUCUUACGACACCUGCUUUAAUUUUGUCAAGCUCUUAUCAAAGGCAAUGCUCAUUGUUCUUGGAUUAGGAUCUACGGAGAUACAGAAGAUUAGGAUCAAGAAACAAAAGCAAAAAUGGGCUGUUCAGAUCAUGGACAAGCUACUAGAAAGUGCUAAGAUGUAUGAAUAUGAAUACAGUGGUAUGAACCCGCAAACCCACAUAGACGAUGAAACAGUGCCGUACAAAGUUUCAGACGGUGGCGACAGCAUCACUUUUGGAAACAUUGGGUCAUUGCCACCAGAAGCUAUGGAGAAAAAGGCUGAGAUUGAAAAGAAGGAAACACCCAUUUUGAUUGCUGCGAAGAAUGGUGUGACUGAAAUGGUGGAGAAGAUCCUCAAACAUUUUCCGGUGGCUAUCCAUGACCUUAACGCACAGAAAAAGAAUAUAGUUAUGUUGGCUGUGGAGCACAGGCAACCUCAUGUGUACCAACUCUUGCUACAGAAUAAAAUGAAGGAAUACAUUUUCUGCAAAGUGGAUGAAAAUGGCAAUAGUGCAUUACACCUUGCAGCAGAGCUGAGAGAAUAUAAGCCUUGGCUAAUUCCUGGUGCUGCCUUGCAAAUGCAAUGGGAAAUCAAGUGGUAUGAGUUCGUGAAAAACUCAAUGCCACACCAUUUCUUCGUCAGAACCAACAAGAAGGGGCAAACGGCAAGGGACAUCUUCACCAAAAGCCACACCAAUAUCGUCAAAGAGGGCGGAAGUUGGCUGACCAACACCUCACAGUCCUGCUCAGUCGUUGCCGCACUCAUCGCCACUGUCGCCUUCGCCACGGCCUCUACAGUCCCCGGUGGCACCAAUCAGGAAAGCGGCAGGCCCACCCUCGAAAACCAGACGGUUUUCGACAUCUUUGCCAUUGCCUCCCUCGUCGCCCUUUGCUUCUCCGUCACGUCAAUGGUGAUGUUCCUGGCCAUUCUGACAUCAAGGUAUCAGGAGAGGGAUUUUGGGAAAGACCUGCCGAGGAAGCUCCUGUUCGGCCUGACGACGCUGUUUUUGUCCAUCAGUUCCAUGCUGAUAUCGUUUUGCGCCGGGCACUUCUUCGUGCUCAAAGAUAAACUCAAGUACGCGGCGUUUCCGGUGUAUGCAAUAUCGUGUUUGCCGGUGUCAUUCUUUGCUAUAGCGCAGUUUCCGUUGUACGUUGAUCUGGUGUGGGCGACGUUUAAGAAGGUACCGCAGCGGAGUUACAGGGAAUGACCAUAAAUACUAAAAAGAUGAACAGUAGUCUCAGUCAUCGAAUUACAUAUAGCCACCGAAAGAGACAAGGAUCUACUCUCAUUCUACCACAUCGCGCUCCUUCACUUGUGUCUUGCAACUCCGAGUUCGCUAGUUACAGUGCUUAUUGACCUUUAUAUAUCUUCACACUUGUUUGGAGAAGGAAAUAGGGUAGCGCAUGCAUGCUCCAGCUAAUCAUGAUUCA
Molecule: messenger RNA, 2384 nt
Organism: Argentina anserina (silverweed cinquefoil)
Lineage: Eukaryota; Viridiplantae; Streptophyta; Magnoliopsida; Rosales; Rosaceae
Exons: 9
Coding region: 8-2161 (717 amino acids)
Cellular component (GO): membrane
Molecular function (GO): protein binding
Source: RefSeq, a predicted model, not a curated record